Molecule: messenger RNA, 1944 nt
Organism: Fibroporia radiculosa
Lineage: Eukaryota; Fungi; Basidiomycota; Agaricomycetes; Polyporales; Fibroporiaceae
Exons: 7
Coding region: 1-1944 (647 amino acids)
Biological process (GO): translation
Cellular component (GO): cytosolic large ribosomal subunit; ribosome
Molecular function (GO): structural constituent of ribosome; RNA binding
Source: RefSeq, a predicted model, not a curated record
AUGCCUAUUGUUUUGACGGAAACAGCACUGGCCUAUAUGUUGCAACGGUGGGUGUUACCAUCGACAGAAGAUACCAACGAAACAACCUCUGAAAGUCGUCUUGGACACAUUCCGCCUCUGCCCUUCGAGGUACAUGACUACAUUCUAGACCACCUGUGGGACGACCAUCGCACACUGAAGAUAUGCAGCCUAACCUGGCGUGCGUGGCUUCCCACUACACGAUUUCAUCUGUUUGGAAGCAUUCAUAUCCGCUCCUCUCGCGACUGUCAGCGUUUCACUAGGCUCCUGAGUACUCCAAUGCUUGGUGCCGAGCUCAAAAACUAUGUACGAGGUGUCGUACUCCAGGAUUUCCCCUUCCGCGACUUGGAUCUGUCCCGAAUCCGUGACGCAUUUUCCACGCUCUAUAAGGUCAACCAUCUCACACUUUCUUAUUGGCCCUGCAACGACAUUAUCGCGGACGACAUCAUUGAGUGCUUGUGCAAAGGUUUCCCACACAUCCAAGCGCUGAUUUUCUUGGAAAUGGAAUUCAAAGACUACUCCAACAUGUUCACAUUGCUUCAUUCAUUUUCAAAACUCAAUCGCAUCCGCAUCUCGGACCAGAAGCUUUUCUUUCGGAGGUUGGAUAUGAAUUUUCCUGUUGAUAUUAAUAUCUCGGGUACGGACCUCCUGGAGCAAGCCGAUGAGUCUGCAGGUGAGAGUGUCGCUUCCAUUUCCGCGGAGGGCAGCCAAGUCCAAGUCCGUGAGAAAAUUCAAGUGCAACAUCUUGAGUUGGAAAUCAGCACACACAAUGCAGUUGUUGGCUCAUGGUUUCUGAAAGAUCCCAAUCGCGCACCUUUCCUAAAUUCGCUGGAAUUAUUUUGGGUGGAAGAGCCUGAGAGUAACGAGUACAGCUGGAUUGCCAAGGAGUUACUCAAGUCAGCGACCAAUCUGGAAAGACUUAGGUUAAACUCCCUGUCGAUUUGGGAUUCGGGUCACGCGAAUCUCAUUGAGGGUAUCAACCAUUUGCGUACGGACAAGCUUCGAAGCAUUGUUUUUGGACCUGUGCGUGCAGACUUUUGUUUUACGGAUUUGCUAUUCUGGGGAGACAACUUGAUGUGGAUCCCAUGUCUUCUCAUGCAUUGCGCGAACUCGUCGAAGCAGCUGGAGAAGGUUCAGCUUGAGAUAACUGUAGAUUCCAGUUUCCAAGAGUUGAACGUAUUGCCGUGGGUCCACAUAGACAAUGCUCUCGCUGCCUUGGUGUCCAAUCUUCCUCAUUUGGCCAUCUCGAUCGACAUUACUCCUAUAUCCUCUCGAUCACAAAUCCUCAAUGCCACCGAGGACAGCGUCAAAUGUGACAUCGUGGAUAGGAUGCCCUUCUUUUCCCAAACGUACGCCACCAUCGGACCAGCGACAAGACAAACACCCGACAAGAUGGCCGACCAGAAGACCGCGCCCACGAACCCCAUGAAAGAGCUUCGCAUCGACAAGCUCGUUAUCAACAUUUCCGUCGGUGAAUCUGGUGAUCGUUUGACGCGAGCUUCCAAGGUGCUCGAGCAACUUACUGGCCAGACACCCGUCACCUCCAAGGCGCGCUAUACCGUCCGUACCUUCGGUAUCCGUCGUAACGAAAAGAUCGCGGUGCAUGUCACCAUCCGAGGGCCGAAGGCGGAGGAGAUCCUUGAGCGUGGGCUGAAGGUGAAGGAGUAUGAGCUCCGCCGCAGGAACUUCUCGGAGACCGGCAACUUUGGCUUCGGUAUCCAGGAGCAUAUUGAUCUCGGUGCGCGAUAUGACCCGGGCAUUGGUAUCUUCGGAAUGGACUUCUACGUCGUAAUGGGUCGACCAGGAGCACGUGUGGCGCGGAGGAAACAGAAGAAGGCGCGGAUUGGCUUCCAACAUCGGGUUAAGAAGGAGGACACGAUGGCGUGGUUCAAGCAGCGAUUCGAUGGUAUCAUUCUGGCCAAGUAG